AUGUCACGUAUCCCACUGUUUGUUCCUGACGAAGGCGCUGUACGUCAGAAGAUGAAACCGAAUUUAUUCCAUUUAUCUAAGAGUUGCAGAGCCAAACUUUUGGCAGUUGACAGUUUUCAGUCGACCAUACGACCAGUCGCCCAAUUGGCCUACAACCGAUCUGUAACCACAUCUGCUGGGACAUGGAGGUGGGGAAGAACAGAUUGCAGUGGCAGACACUCCAUAAAGGCACAAAGUACUUGCCAGUCGGUGGUUACCGAAGAGGAUCCCUUCAACCCUCCAUCAGUAGCCACCGACGCAACUCUAAAAGAUAAGUAUAUAAAUUUCUGGAUAUUAUAG
Molecule: messenger RNA, 339 nt
Organism: Anisakis simplex (herring worm)
Lineage: Eukaryota; Metazoa; Nematoda; Chromadorea; Rhabditida; Anisakidae
Source: the annotation of a GenBank genome assembly